AUGGUCCGUUUUGCUACACUCAGUGCCGUCGUCUGCGCCUUCGUCGCCGCCGUCUCUGCUAGCCCCGUUGCCAGCGAGACUCUUGAGCGUCGCCAGUCAUAUACCGGCCGCGGAACCUACUUCGAGGUUGGCCUUGGUGCAUGCGGUUACACGGACGUGGACACGGAUUCCAUCAUCGCCAUCUCGCACGACAUCUACAACGGUGGCGAGUACUGCAACCGAUACGUCGAGAUCAAAGACGACUCGACCGGAAUCACGCAGUACGCACGUGUGCGCGAUGAGUGCAUGGGAUGCGAUGCGGACGCGAUCGAUAUGAGCCCCAGCCUGUUCCAGUCGUUCAACGAGGACCUCUCGGUCGGUGUGCUCACCGUCACCUGGGAGUUCAUGAGCGAAGGCUGGAGCCCGUGA
Laetiporus sulphureus 93-53 is the source of this 408-nucleotide messenger RNA. RefSeq lists its product as uncharacterized. NCBI's taxonomy places the organism in Eukaryota, Fungi, Basidiomycota, Agaricomycetes, Polyporales, Laetiporaceae. The transcript is spliced from 4 exons. The record is from RefSeq and is a predicted model, not a curated record. The coding region runs from base 1 to 408 and encodes 135 amino acids.